AUGUCAUCACAUAAAGGUGCUUCAAUCGUCACAACUAACACAAUAAAACAAAAAAAUGAAAAAGACGCUACAAGACUUAAUUUGAAAUUUAAUGAACUUGAUGAAAUGGUGGAUUCUCAAAUCGUUUUCGAAUUUGGUGGACCAUGGGGAGUUACUGCAAUGAUGAUCGGCUUUCCCAUUCUAAUGUAUUACUUAUGGGGAUGUCUACAAUUUUAUCGCGGGAGAUUGGAGUCACCUUUUAAUGAAAAAUUAUGGACAUCGAUAAUACAAGGCUCAAUGCCAACUUUUUAUGCAGCUAAAAUCUAUAUAACAUUUUGCGUUUUUGAAUUUUUUUUGGCUUAUACUAUGCCAGGACCUAUAGUUAAGGGAGCACCUGUUUCUUCAUUGAAAGGAAAACAAUUGGAUUAUCUUUGUAAUGGAGUUUGGUCAUUUUAUGUGACCAUUUUUACAUCAUAUCUACUUCAUCAUUAUGAAUUGUUUAAAUUGACAGACAUUAUUGAUAAUUUUGGACCUUUGAUGAGUGUAGCAAUAAUUUUUGGUUUCUUGAUUACAUUUAUUAUUUAUGCUGUUACAAUAUUUCAAGGUGAGCAAUAUCGUAUGUCAGGAUAUUUGAUGUAUGAUCUUUUUAUGGGAGCUGCUUUAAAUCCUAGAAUUGGAAAAGUAAUUUUAUUUUAUAUUUCGGUAUCUGCUGCUAUUAAAGAAUAUGAAAUGUUUGGUUAUGUCUCAUCAUCUAUGGCAUUUAUGGUAUUUGCACACUUCCUGGACACUGCAAAUUCUCAAAAAAAUCGAUUUAGAAUGAUAAUCAAUGGAACUUACAUUCCUCGAUACACAUUUCCUCAACUUCCAUGGGGGACAUUGAAAAACCCCGAUUAUAUUAAAACAAAACAAGGAAACCUAUUGCUUACAAGCGGAUGGUGGGGGAUUGCACGUAAAAUUCAUUAUACAGCUGAUUUGUUAAUGGCUUUUGAUUGGGGGUUCAUCACUGGAUUUAAUACGCUCAUUCCAUUUUUCUAUCCAGCUUUCUUUGUUGUUGUAUUAACUCAUCGUGUUACUAGAGAUAUGGAAAGAUGUUCCAGGAAAUAUGGAAACGACUGGCAAGAAUAUUGUAAACGUGUACCAUAUAUUUUUAUUCCUGGAAUAUAUUAG
Molecule: messenger RNA, 1146 nt
Organism: Entrophospora sp. SA101
Lineage: Eukaryota; Fungi; Glomeromycota; Glomeromycetes; Entrophosporales; Entrophosporaceae
Source: the annotation of a GenBank genome assembly